AUGGGUAAGCUGGCGUUGCACGGUCUGACGGUCAUCCUCACGUCUCGUGACCCGGGCGUCGGUGAAGAGGCCGCGAAAGUGCUUCAAGAGGGCGGCUUGAACGUCGUGUUCCACCAGCUGGACAUUGUGGACCCUCGGUCGAUCGAGAAUUUUGUCGAGUGGGUCAGAGAUAAAUACGGCGGUGUAGAUAUAUUGGUAAACAAUGCUGGAGUAAAUUUCAACGCAGGCUCGGAUAACUCUGUGGAAUAUGCAGAGAAAGUGAUCGGGACCAACUACUUUGGGACCAAAAGUAUGAUCAAGGCCACGAUUCCUCUAUUCAGAUCUUCGGAAGCAGGUGCACGUAUUGUCAACCUCAGUUCUCGAUUGGGGAGACUAAACGGAAAGCGGAAUAGAAUUGAAAAUGUGGAGCUGAGAAGAAAACUGGAGGACGACGAGUCGCUGAGCGAGGAUUUAGUCGACCAGACAAUGAACACGUUUCUUGAACAAGUGAAGGAUGGCAGCUGGGUCGAGGGCGGGUGGCCCCAUGUAUUUACGGACUACUCACUGUCGAAAUUGGGUGUAAACGCCUACACGAGGCUGAUGGCGAAGAUAUUCGCGGACAGGCCAGAAGGCCACAAGAUAUACAUCAACUCAUACUGCCCGGGCUGGGUGAAGACAGUGAUGACGAGCUGGGCAGGCCACGUCAGCCCUGAGGAAGGGGCCGACACUGCAGUCUGGCUGGCCCUGCUGCCCGAGCAGUUUGUGACCGGCAAAUUCUUCUCCGAGAGGCGGGAAAUACACUUCUGA
Molecule: messenger RNA, 786 nt
Organism: Striga hermonthica
Lineage: Eukaryota; Viridiplantae; Streptophyta; Magnoliopsida; Lamiales; Orobanchaceae
Source: the annotation of a GenBank genome assembly